Armigeres subalbatus is the source of this 3658-nucleotide messenger RNA. RefSeq lists its product as uncharacterized. Lineage: Eukaryota; Metazoa; Arthropoda; Insecta; Diptera; Culicidae. The transcript is spliced from 7 exons. The record is from RefSeq and is a predicted model, not a curated record. The coding region runs from base 542 to 1801 and encodes 419 amino acids.
AAACAGCAGUCUUUGCUCAGUCGUAGCCGCAGAAAGGUGCACCCGUCGGGAUUCGAUUUCGAGCCUCGUACAAAUUCGAAUACUUAAGUGCCGGCCUUCGGGCGACUUCCAGCGUUGAGUAUAUCGCCGUGUCGCACCGCGUGUCGCGGAUUAAUUUACGCUCUCCCUCGGUUACUCGCGUAUCAACGUCGCCGACCUCGCUCACCUGAGGAAAUCAUCGUCGGCGCCGCGACUGGGCGCACAAUAUCUGCCUAGCUUUUAGUGUUUUAGUGAAACGAAGUACUCAAAUUAGAUCACCGGAAAAGCUUCCCUUAUUGCCAGUUACAUAAACUAAAACGCGAGUAAAUUACAUCAAUUGGUGGUUGUUUACAGUUUUCGUUAUUCAUACUAUCCAGCGCCAAACACGAGCUCUCAAAAGCAGCAUCUGGCGAAAAGUGGCUGCAACAGGAGAGCAAAUCUCGUCCGAAAAGGCAGACGUGAAUAGUAUAGUGAGGAAACAGAAAACAGCCGGCUACUGAAGGAGAACCGCAUUCGGCGAGAUAUGAAGCUCGUUCACGUCAGCCUGACCAUAUUGGUCGGACUUUGUAGCGCCUUGGUCUGCAGUGCAAAAGUGUCCCACAAAGUGUUUUGUUCCGAAGACCAGAUGCGGGUUAAUGUUGUCCUGCCAUCCAAUGACACCAGUAAUAUUUCCGUAUACCUAGAAGGUAUGAAAGGAUAUCCCGACCCGAAGUGUAAACCCAUCGUAAAAGAAACACUUGCGGAGUUCCGACUAUCAUUAUCCAAUGUCUACGAAUGUGGCGUCACCCGUAUAGUUAAUAAGAUCACUGGUAAAAAAGUGUUUUAUCAUCGAAUCAUAAUUGAAGCAGACCAAGAGUUUGGCAAGGAAGUCAUCAAUGUGAAGUGCAUCACCAACGGCCCUCUGUACAAUGUUACCCAUGGAAUCGUUAAACGAGAUGUGCUACCAGCGGGAUUUCAAGAACCAGAGGACCUGGAAAUCACGUCCAAUAUUACUGGAAGCGCACCCGAACCCUCACUAGACAUAGCAGUGCGACAAGGUGACGUGCGUGUUUCCGGCGACCUGAACGUCAGUCCAGGCACGAACCUGCAAAUGGAAAUCUUCCUGGACGACCAAUCAGCUCCAAUCUACGGCCUGGGUGUUAAUUAUAUGCAGGUUACUGAUACAAAUACCCAAGAGGAAACCAUCAUCUACAACGGUUGCUCCGUCGACCCGUACCUGUUUGAGAAUUUCAACACCGUAGACGGUGACUUGCUGACGGCCAAAUUCCGCGCGUUCAAGUUUCCAGAAUCGACCUACGUUCAGUUCCGCGGCACCGUCAAUGUUUGUGUGGACCGUUGCAAAGGCGUUAUCUGCAGCAAUGGGCAGACCGCGUAUGGGCGCCGGCGGCGUGAGAUUAGCCAGACCGCAGCCGACCCCAACAAAGUGUACGAAGUGUCAAUGACCACAUUCAUCAAAGUCAAUUAUGACGAAAAUGCAGAUAAGAGUACCGCCUCCGAGAUUGACCAAAAGUUUCGUCAACUGAAACUAGCGAACCAAAAGUUGGCUCGCAAUAGCCGUGCUGGGAACGUUUUCGAAAGCAUCCAUGUGUCCAAGGUGGCCGAAUCGAGUCCUAGUGAAAAUGCGAAGGUGGAAGAGACCAUUCUCUUCACCCGAGAGGUUAUCACCGAGCCGCAUGAAACUGUAAUAACUGGAAGAAGCAACUCCCAUCGAUCUACCUCCAGUUCGUUCAUCAUGCUGCUGGUGGUCAUGGUGGGGCUUUCGUUGCGCAAAGCUUUUCCCUAAAACAUCGAUUUCCUACUAAUGAUCUCAGUGAACAAUUUUGGCCUAACACGGAACACAACGUAGACUCAAAUAUUGACAAAUCAUGAAUCCGAAACAUGAACAGGACAUACACAAUGUUAAGAAGAUUGACUGCUCUACCAGAUUUCUAGAAUUGAAUACGCUAGCACUGUCCAAAUUCGAUGGAUGUAAAACGAACAUGGGUACAUUGAAUAAAGUGAAGAAGGAAAUUGCUGCCAUCUUUUCCUAUCUUCCUUGUACAAUCGAAUCUUCUAGACCACGCUUAAUAAGGGUGUACUCUGUAGGGAUUUUUUUUAGCAAUUUGUCGUUGAAGGCAUGAGAUGAAGAAGCAAAAAGAGAUUCACUUUGAGUUAAUUAUACAAUGAAGCCACAAAACAGCCAUCUUGGAAACCCCGUGCUUAUUGAAGUUUGAAAUUUUCAAAAGCACGAGUUGAGAAAACCAUUAUGUGCAUUGGAAUGAAAUAAUUAUAGAUCCUUAAUUUUCAGAGCUGUGUGGAAAUAAUUACUUUUAAUUUGGGAUUUUGGAAUUGUGAGUAGAAUGACAUAUUAUGAAUUUAAAAUCCAUCAUGGAAUUAUAGCAUACAGCUAUGGGGCCGUACACUAAUUACGUAAGGGCUAAUUAGGGGAGAGAUGGUCUGUUUAUUUACGCAUCAUAUAAAUAAAAAAAAUAAUUGUCGCUGAAACAUCUUACAUAGCCCAGAAGUAUACGGCACCAGAAACACUCCAGGUUUCCAUUUAUUUUAACACGCCAACCCACAUGGCCCUAAUGGUAGCUAAAUUUUUAAAUUUCACUGCUUUAAAAUUCAAUCAAAAUGUUGCAAAUUUUUUUAAUCUUUUAGACCUGUUAUAAUCAAAAUUGUCUUAUUUUUAUAUUGAAUCGCGCAUUUGAUAAUAUUGGCUUUGUCUAAUCGAUCCUUAAAGACAUGCAGGAGUUCAUCAAAUUCACUCACCCGAUGGAUUUUGACAUUUAAGCGAGGUUUCAUUUUUCAUUAUACGACCCGCUUAAACAUCAUAAUUUUUUGGGGAGUUCAUUUUACGUUGGUCUGUGAGACAAAUUUAGACAAUAUUAAAACGGUCAGCCUUCUUAACGUGUGAUUUAAAAACAAUUAACAUAGAUUGCAAACUUGUAAAUAUUACGAAACAAAAUUUGUUUAGCUAGUUAGACUGCUUACCACAAAAAAAAUCAUUUAAAAACUUGAACAUUUUAAAUAAGCUAACAUUAAUACGAAAUACUGCCUCAACAAAUUUUAAGAAAAAUGCAUUUUAACGAAGUUUUAAAGAGCGAUUUUUAUAACACUGGCAACAACAAAAAUGUGAUUGAUCAAAUUGGACUUUGUACAUUAGUUUUUCGUCCCAAUUGGUUGGCAAUUUGAGGAUACUGUAAAGCAAUGAAUUCUUCAAAACACAUAGAAAGCAAUGUAAGUUAUACUAGUCUAAUAUCUUUAAUAAAACGGAUCAACGAGAUCCGAGGUGUAAAAUUAGUUCUAAAAUAAAAAUCGAAAAGUGAAACAGUAAAAUAAGCGCGAACGAUAAGUUAUAGACGAAACCCAUCGAUAAGCGGGCCACGUGUGAAGCUUGGAGAAGCUUUGCACAUUUUCCUUCCAUGAUUUCGUAACAUUUUGGUGUAAUGCUUUUCUACUAGCUCUAUAUGUGUAACUAAAUAACGAGACUGCAUAACCACUCUCACUCCAAGCGUUGUGAACUAGCGUCAAUUAAAUUACAUUAAAAGAUCUAUGUUCAUAAAUGUUAGCCACAUGUGGCCCUUUUAUUGAACGGAAUCAAAUAUUAAUAAGAAUAAUGUAAAAUAACUGAAUUCGUAGCAAUAAACAACUAACGGUA